GAGGUGACGGCCCUUGUAAAAAUGGUCUCGUCCUAACAUUUGUCAUCAUUAUUUAUCAGGCAGCUCCUGGAGAGAGCAUUCUGGGUCCCGGCCCGCCCACGACUCGCAGACUUGUGUUACUCGGGACAGUUGGUUGUCUGAGGUUGUCCGGGGAGGUGUUGGCGUAGUGUGGUGUGUGUGGAGCCUGAACCAUGCCCGUGUGUGAAGCGGACAUGACGGAGGCCGAAUGUUUAUCUCCGGGGCUGGUGGAGGACGUUACCCCGACUGCGCCCUGCAGCGAGGACGAAGUAGACCCCGGCGAGGAGGAGGAGGACUCCCAGGCCCGCCAGGAUGCCACAGGGAGUCCCAGCGACGCUGACGAUAAAUCCAAGAAGGACGGCGGGCUGGUGAAGCCUCCGUACUCGUACAUCGCUCUCAUCACGAUGUCCAUCCUGCAGGCGCCCAAGAAGCGCGUCACGCUGAGCGAGAUCUGUGAGUUCAUCAUCAACAGGUUCCCUUACUACAAGGCAAAGUUCCCCGCCUGGCAAAACUCCAUCCGUCACAACCUGUCGCUCAACGACUGCUUCGUGAAGGUGCCGCGCGAGCCCGGCAACCCCGGCAAGGGCAACUACUGGACCCUGGACCCCGGGGCCAUCGACAUGUUCGACAACGGAUCCUUCCUCCGCCGCCGCAAGCGGUACAAGCGGCAGCAUCCCGACUUCCUCAACGAUCCUCACGUGUUCUCCUUGCUGGCCACAGGUAUGGUAGACCCCUAUCACCUACAGCAGCAGCAGCAGGCGGCGGCGCUGGUAGGACCGCACCCGACCCUCGUGCACCGUCCCACACCCUACGCCCACCAUCCUUACCUCCACGCCGCCAGCCUGCACCACCCACACGCUCACCUCCACCAUCCAGUCUUUGCUCCUCACUCGGAAUUUUUAAGGAGCAUACGAGGCGUGUUGCCACCCACGUCUCUUGCCGGUGGCGGGCCCGCUCUAUCUGCCGGCACCGUCUUCACGCCAACGCCCGUCAAACCGAUGGUUGGGUCACCGCCCUCGCCACCGCUCACCCGCCCGUCCACCCGCCCUGCCUUCACCAUCGACGCCAUAAUGGGCAAAGACAAGUCACCGCCGCCGCCGCCUACGUGCCGUCCAAACCCCCUGCCCGCCCUGCCCCUGCCUGCCCUCAAUCCGGAACCCUUCACUCGCCUGCUGGGGCAUCCCUUCAUGCCGCGGCCGCUCCCGGGGCCGCUGCCACACACCUUCGCGUCGUCAUCCUUGUCCCGGUGAGGCCGUCCCUCGGCGUCAUCUGGCAGAUGGCGCUGUGGACCGGGCCUUCCGUCCCCCAUCACAUUCCGCCCUCUUUGUAUAUACUUCUGUACAUUGUUGUGUAUAUCAUUAAAGUUGUUUUUGAUA
Molecule: messenger RNA, 1394 nt
Organism: Portunus trituberculatus (swimming crab)
Lineage: Eukaryota; Metazoa; Arthropoda; Malacostraca; Decapoda; Portunidae
Product: forkhead box protein D1-like
Exons: 1
Coding region: 192-1268 (358 amino acids)
Biological process (GO): regulation of transcription by RNA polymerase II; anatomical structure morphogenesis; cell differentiation
Molecular function (GO): DNA-binding transcription factor activity, RNA polymerase II-specific; RNA polymerase II cis-regulatory region sequence-specific DNA binding
Source: RefSeq, a predicted model, not a curated record